GCUAUGUGUUGUUAAAACGUAUGCAAACUAAAUAUAAUCGUUAAAGAAUUGCCCAAAAAGAGAGAUAAUUAUUAAUUCAAGUGAAAAACUAAGCAGCAUAUACGUUACGUUUUUUGAGGGAAAAGGAAAUGUACCACGGUUCCUUAUGGUUUACCAGCCCUUAGCGCGGGAACGUCUAAACCGAAUGUUGGUUUUGAAAGAGCUGAAAUAAAGCUACACUGAAAGACAACAUAACUACUGCUACCAACUGGACUUUAAACAGCACUGACCAAGGAUGAUGCGCAAGAAGAAACGUUCAUCAUCCAUUUCUGUUGACGAUGGACCAACACUCGAUGCACCCAAAUCAAAGAAAAGUAAGGCAACUGGACGACCAUCCAAAACGGUCGUUCCUGCCGAGGUCCCUGAUUCUGUUUUUGUUCAAAUGCUCCAGGAAUCAGGUGUCACCUUAAGACAAGGCACCCAGGCUAAUGAGAUUGCUGUGGAUCAAGUUGUGUUUCAAAAGAGACUACAACAGCGCCUGAGAAAGAAUCCCAGAUAUCCCAGUAUAAUUCAGGAUUUUAUUUCUGGCUUAGAGUCACACAUUGAAGACCCAGACAGCUUUAGGAACUGCUUGCUUCCUUGUGCGCCACGCUCUGCAGUCGACAGAGACACCAGUUCCAGCUCGUUUCAGGAAAGCCUCAUGCGGCUGCUUCUUGGUGUUGAGAUGCUACAGACCCUGGUCAUAAACACUUUGUUUGAGAAGCUUCCAGAAUUUAUGUUUGAGGGCAUUGGAGCGGAUGGCCUAAAUAUUCCACAUCUCAUCAUAAACCAGCUGAAGUGGCUUGAUCGAGUUGUGGAUUGCAAGGAUUUGGACAGUAAGCUGAUGCAGCUUGUGUCUGUAGCUCCAAUUGAGAUCCAGCGUGACAUCAUCACCAGUUUGCCUGAAAUACUGGAGGACUCACAGCAUGGAGACAUGGCCACAGAGCUCAAUGCUCUACUCCAGGAGAACACACAGCUUACUCUACCCAUAUUGGAUGCUCUGUCCAGCCUCACCCUCAGCUCCACACUACUGGCUGAGGUGCGUGGUGCAGUCAUGACCACUAUAUCUGCGGUGCAGCUGGAGGAUCUUCCUGUCGUAGUGAAGUUCAUCUUGCACUCGGUCUCUGCUCCUGAUGCUAACGAGGUGGUUGGGGAUUUACAUAAGAAGCUGGAGCUGGAGCAGUGUACAAUAUCGUCUGUACUUCAGGCAUCACAGAACCAUGAAAAGAGCCGAAAGACGGCAGGGUCCUCCAGUGUCCCAUCUUGCAACAGUAAAGACAGUGUGGCUCUGGUUCUAGAAGUUAUUAAGUCAGCUGUCCGGUUUCAGAAGGCCAUCUCGGAGGCUUGGCUCAAGGCUAUAGAGAGUGUCAGCACAGCUGAAGAUCACAAGGUUAUUGAUGUGUUGGUGCUACUCAUACUUCACCUCACUAAUGCUAACCAGAGUCGGCGUGCGGCAGAGAGGGUGCUAAAGUCUAAAGUGCGCAGCGGCCUUAUUCACGAAACACUGCUCAACAAGACCUUUAGGGACUAUGCACAGGUGAUGCGUAGCUACUUCCCCUCCAUUCUGGCCUUGGCACAGGGGCUACUUCGCUCCGCAGACUACGGUGCAGUGACCUUUGGAGGACACAUUUACAAACAGGCCUUCACUGCUUUUGACUCCUACUGCCAGCAGGAAGUGGUGGGCUCUCUGGUCACACAUGUGUGCAGUGGUGUGUCUGGGGAGGUGGAUGUGGCUCUUGAGCUGCUGUGUGAACUUGUGUCCAAGAAACCAACAGAGAUGGCUCAGUAUGCCAUCUUUGUUAAGGGAAUUCUGGACUACAUGGAAAAGCUGAGUCCUCAGCAGAUCCGCCGUCUUUUUCAUCUGCUUAGUUCUCUGGCUUUUGGACAAGACCAACACAGCAGCCAUAUUCAGGAUGACAUGCACAUAGUAAUCCGGAAGCAGUUGUCCAGUACAGUGCCCAAGUACAAGCGCAUCGGCAUCAUCGGUGCUGUUAUGAUGGUGGGAAGUAUGGCAGCGCAAAGAAACACAGCAGAAGGCACUCAGAGCAGCACACUGUCCAAAGAAACACACAGACAGGUGACAGCACUGCUGGAGCUGGUGCGUUCCUGUAGUGAGGGCUCGGCCGAGGCUGCAGCUCUUUAUUAUGAUGAGCUUGCCAAUCUGCUUCAAAGCCACAAACUAGACUCAGUGGUGCAGGCAUGGAUUGGGAAAAAUGCACUGGAGGAUUUCCAGGAGGACUUUGUAGUGGACCUUGAACCAGAGAUAACAGGCUCCUUUCCUUUCCCCGCUUCAAUGUUGUAUAAUCUGGAUGAGGACGAAAGUCAGGGAGGAAUUGCCAUCAACCUGCUUCCUCUGAUUGCUCAGGAUUUGCCGCGCAAAGCAGACAGUUUUGUCUCUGACAGCAACAAGAACAGCAGACAUGCAUCUCCUCUGUGUCUGGCCUCGUUCUUCCGACUGUUGAGGCUCUGUGAGGAGAAGCAGCACGAGGGGGAUCUGGAGGAGAUUGACGCUCUUCUGGGCUGUCCAUUGAUCCUGACAGAUAUGGGAGUGGUGGAGAAGGUGGACAGUUUGUCUAAAUCAGAGCGAGAGUUUCUCUGCUCUUUGCUCUUCUACACCAUCAACUGGUUCAGAGAGGUGGUUAAUGCAUUUUGCAAGUUGAAAGACCCUGAGUUGAAGGUGAAGGUUAUAACCCGUAUUCAAAACAUCACCUAUCUGCAGACUUUGUUGGAGACGUGCUUGGCAGCCAGCCCUGGUUACACUCCUCCCCUGGCUAAUUUCGACUAUGACAGUACAGAAGUUACAGCUCCUGCUACAUCUGCUGCCACUGCUGCCAAAAAAGCAAAGAAAGGGUCAGCUGGGAAGAAAAGAAAAGCCUCGACCAGUAAGAAUACUUCGGCAGACGGCUCGGAGCUGGAGGAGGCCACAAAGGCAGAGGAGUCUCAGGCACAGCAGGACCAUCCAGAGAAGGAGACCAAGGUGGGGGCCAGUCUGUCCUCUUACUGGGCAUUCUUUAGGGAACUGGACAUAGAGCUACUGAAUGUGCUGCAGUGUGGCCUCCUCUCCAGAUCACUGCUGGACACAGAGCUCCACAGCAAGAUGACAGAGGAAGUGCAGCUGGGUCCUGCUGAGUUGGUGUUUCUGCUGGAGGACAUGUGGCGUAAACUGGAUUUCAGUCUGGCUUCUGCCCCAGUCAAGAAAGCUCCAUUUUUAAAAGCGAAGGCAGACAAAGCAGUGGGCUUCUCUCACCUGCAGCAAAAGAGCUCUAAAGAUGUCGCCGCUCUCUGUAUUCAGCUGCUACCAACACUGUGCACACACUUGGAGAACUGCCACAACCACUUUCAGACUCAACUGAAUGAGAAUCAGGGCGUAGUGGAUACUCUGGGUGUGGAUGUGAAAGAGCAGCAGCUCAUGUGCUCGGUUUAUCAACUCCUGCUGCAGGUGUUGCAUGUGACCUUUAGCUGGUCUGGCUUUUCCCAACCAGGGCAGAGGGCUCUGUUAAAGAAAGCACUGGGUGCGUUAGCCAGCCGAUUGAAGGAGGAAGACACUGAUCUAACCCUGGAGCAGCUUGUUAAACAAAGUUUUCAGUACCUGCAAAAUUUCCGCAGUACUGUGCCCAGUCUAAGCACAGCUUUAAUCCUGGUUCAGCUGCUCACUGUGCUCAGUCAGUAUGGAGGAUCCGACCACAGCUUGUACAAAGAACACACCGCAUCCUUAGCAAAGCAUUUCCUUUGUCAGGAGUGGGUUAUGGUGGUUGGAGCGAAGGAACGUGGAAAUAAACACAAUGAUGCUCUCCAGAGUCUCCUCAGUAUUUAUUUAGAGCGCACAAAUGAUGUGUUGAAGGCAGUGGAGGAGAUUGCAGGAGAGGGCAUUUCCGAGCUGAUAAAUGCACCUAAAGAUGCUUGCUCCCGCAGCUGGCGCACACUUAACAGGCAAACCUUCCUGGUGUAUUAUAAAGCAAUGCUUGCUGAACUGGACAAGUGUGUGCGGAAGAUGCCUCCUGGAACACGGACAGACAGUAGAGAGGUUCAGAGUGAGAAACUCCUUAAGUGGAACUUGGCAGUACGGGACUACCAUAUUCUUAUCAACCUUGUAAAGAUCUUUGACAGCAGAUCUGUGCUCAAUGUCUGUCUGAAGUAUAGCAAGGUUUUCCUGGAGUCCUUCCUAAAACUGGGAAUGCCUUUGCUUGAUUACAGCUUUAAAAAGCACAAGGAGGAUGUUCAGAGUUUACUGAAGACCUUCCAGCUUAGCACCAGGCAGCUCCACCACAUGUGUGGCCACUCAAAGAUUCGACAGGACACUUCGCUGACCAACCAUGUGCCCGCACUAAAGAAGAGCCUGGAGCAGUUUGUGUAUCGUGUAAAGGCCAUGCUCACUCUUAAUCAGUGCCAGGAGGCUUUUUGGCUGGGCAAUUUGAAAAACAGGGAUCUCAAGGGUGAAGAGAUCCUCACACAGCGGUCUCAAGAAAGUGACGAAGAUGACGAAGAGUCUUCUGAGCUACCAGAUGCGCAGAAUCAGGAGGAAGAGGAGGAGGAAAGUGAUGCUGAAGUUCAGGGAAAUGGGCAACAGGAUGAAGAGGAAGACUCGGAUGUGUCAGACUGAUAGUAUUGUGGCUGUAAAUGGACUGGUGUUUCCUGCUUACACACACACACAUACACAUAUAUAUAUUUUUUUUUCCAGCUUUCACAUGGGUCUAUACUUACUUUACAGGUUGUUGGUGGGGAAAAACUCUUUUUUAAUAAUCAAGUAAAUUUUCAUGUUCAUUGUUCAUUUUGUACUAUUUUGAAUUUUGUAUUUAAUCACAUAACAGUAAAAUUAGUUUUUCCCUCUUAAAAUAAUAAAAAGAAAAUUAUUUUUAAAA
This is a messenger RNA of Trichomycterus rosablanca, 4877 nucleotides long. It is a transcript of the gene fancd2, whose product is annotated as FA complementation group D2. Gene Ontology annotation, biological process: homologous chromosome pairing at meiosis; mitotic intra-S DNA damage checkpoint signaling; interstrand cross-link repair. The record is from RefSeq and is a predicted model, not a curated record. Bases 275 to 4618 code for a protein of 1447 amino acids. Gene Ontology annotation, cellular component: condensed chromosome; nucleus. Gene Ontology annotation, molecular function: DNA polymerase binding. The transcript has 44 exons. Lineage: Eukaryota; Metazoa; Chordata; Actinopteri; Siluriformes; Trichomycteridae.